This is a messenger RNA of Clarias gariepinus (North African catfish), 3576 nucleotides long. RefSeq lists its product as uncharacterized. The coding region runs from base 297 to 2861 and encodes 854 amino acids. Lineage: Eukaryota; Metazoa; Chordata; Actinopteri; Siluriformes; Clariidae. The record is from RefSeq and is a predicted model, not a curated record. The transcript has 3 exons.
GAUACACAAUAAACAUUGAAAACACAUAUAAACGUCGAUAACAUUCAAAUGGUGUGCAAUGUGAACUACAAAGAAUGAGCACUGAAUACAACUUACUUGCAAUGAAACACGUCAAGAAGACUCCCAAGACAUCCAAGUUCAAAUCGGUCCGUUAGUUUCCAGUAUAAUUAGUUUACGCCUACAUUCUCAUUUGCAGCAGGUGGCUGGCGGGUGUAACCAUAGAAACGAGUUUUUACGGCAGUCUUGCGACCAGUUGUUUACCGUACUCUUGCAUCUUGCUUGUCUUUGCUUCCAACAUGAUUUGGCGUUGCUUCAUAUGCUACAUAUUUGUGGCACUGACUCUGAAACAACUUUUGAGUCACAUUAACACCAUGCACAGUCGCAGCCCUGACUUUCGCGUCGUGUGUGGGAUUGAUGGCUGUCCGAGUGAGUACAGGGUGUAUAACUCCUUCUACUAUCACGUGAAGCGAACACAUGCGCAUCAUCUUCUUCAAGUUGAAGCGACGGAGGAGGAAGGACCGACUCGCCACGUUUUACCUGGAGCAGGUGAAAGGACAGGCCCAACCGACCAAACUAAUUCAAUCCAUGUGGCUGAAGCGGAGGGCUCAAGCAUCGUCAUUCCAGCGAGUGGAUUCCAAGAAGAUGGAGAGGGUCGCAUGGACGUUGGUCUUUGUAAACAUGCAACUGGAUUUCUUCUUCAAGCCAGAGAAACCCAUCAACUGACACAGAGAGCUGUUAACCAAAUGGUGAGUGGAGUCCAGCAAUAUCAGGCCGCAUUAUUGGAGCACCUAAAACAGCAAAUGAGCGACAUGAUUGAGAGACAUUCUGGGGACCUGGAUCAACUAAAGAGUGAUGCAAUGGGGAUAUUUGACCAGUUUGUUGACCCUUUCUGUCAAAUUGCUUCCACCCAUUUGCAGGAUAAGACCAUCAAAGAACUGCUAAUACCAGUUGAACCAGAGAUUCUUGUCGCAAAACAAACAGUAUGUUAUGUGAAAAAUGGAGACUCCAGAGUUCUUACUAUUAAGGACCAUUUAUUUCAUUAUAUACCGUUGGUGAAAAGUUUGGAGCAGCUGCUAUCACAUCCACAAAUAAUUGCAAUGAUUGACAACAGGCCACAGACAUGCAAGGAUGGAUUUUUUCAUGAUUUCAUAGAUGGAGACAUUUUUAAGUCGCACCCACUGUUUUUGAAAUUUCCCACAGCAUUGCAGUUGAUUUUAUAUACAGAUGAAAUUGAGCUAUGCAAUCCUCUUGGAUCUCGGGCAAACAAAAACAAAUUGUUAUUGAUUUAUUACACCUUAGGUAACAUCAACCCUAAAUACCGAUCAAGACUUGCUGCCAUUCGUCUGCUUGCCAUGGUAAAAUCAAAAGAUCUUUCCCAUUGUGGUAUUGAUGAGAUAUUUGAGAGGAUUAACCAUGACUUAACUGAGCUGUAUGAUGGUGUCCAGGUUGUCACUGCAAGUGGUGAGAGGACAAUUUAUGGGGCACUUAUGUCUGUGUGCGGAGACACUCUAGCUCAGCAUGACGUGGCUGGAUUUAAGAUAGGAGUGGGAUUUGCCUACAGUAAAUGCAGGCACUGCGAAUGCAACUUUGAAGACAUGCAGGAGCAAUUUAAUGAAGAUUUGUUUGUUAAAAGGACUACGGCAAGUCAUAACAGGCAAUGUAAUGACAUUGAAAAGGCAAAUACUGACUUUCUGAAAGACAAUCUUAAAAUGACAUAUGGCAUAAACAGGAGAAGCAAAUUAACAGAAUUUCCUCACUUUGAUAUAAUCAAUCAAACCCCACAGGACAUCAUGCAUGUCAUUCUUGAAGGUGUUGCCCCAUAUGAAAUCAAAUGUGUUUUAAAGCAUCUUGUGCUUUCAGGGCAUAUGGACUUGGACGCAUUCAACAGUGCAAUUAUUUGCUUCCCUUAUUCUCCUGUGGAUGCAAGGGAUAAGCCUUGCCCCAUAUCUGUCAAUACACUAUCAUCAAAUGACAAUAAAUUGAAACAGUCAGCUGGGCAGAUGCUGGUUUUGUUAAAGAUCCUGCCAUUUCUCAUUGACAAACUUGGAGAAAAUGAUUACACACAAAUGCUACUUAAGUUGUUAGAGAUAGUCAAAAUUCUUUUUUCACCAAUUAUUGCUCUCUCAACUCUUUCAAGGCUGAAGCUUUUAAUAGAGCACCAUUUAAAACAUUUCAAACAACUGUUUCCAGAUGCAAAUAUUAUACCUAAACAGCAUUACUUGCUGCAUCUUCCUUCUCAGAUUAAGGCACUUGGUCCUACAGUGAGGCAUAUGUGUAUGCGCUUUGAGUCAAAGCAUUGCUUUUUUAAGCAGUGGGCUUUGAAAAGUAGUUUUAAAAAUAUCUGUAAGUCUCUUGUGAAGCACAACCAACUUUAUGAAUGUAGUCAGAAUGUGCUUGAGAAACAUCCAAUUUGUUCAAGGGAAGUUGACAUGGGCCCAGCCUCUGAGGUGAAAAAUGUUCAUUAUGUAGAAGGAAAGAUUAAAGACUUCUUAGGAAUAGAGCAUGUUGAACAUAUAGUUUCUGUAAAGUGGAUUAUACAACAUGGUAAUAAGCAUACAUGUGGAAAAUCUUUGGUUAUUUCUAAUGUCAUCAAUGAUACUCCAGAGUUUUCACUUGUAAAAAACAUUUAUAUUUUAAAUGCGUCAGUGUAUUGUUUUGAAUGCCAACCUCUCUCUACAGUUGGGUGGAAUGAUCAUUAUUUAGCUUAUGAGGUAGAAGUUCCCGAUCUAGCUCAAGCCAAUAUUUUCAUGGAUGCUGAAAAGCUUGUUGAUUAUACACCAUACCACUAUGUAAACUUCAAUAAUAGCAAGUACAUUCCACUGAAGUAUGAUCUCACAGACAUCAUUAAACAUAAUUCUUGAGUCUGUAUUGAGUGUGGGUGUGACAAUCAGCGGCUGGAGUGCACUCCUUCUCUAUUUAUCAUUUCAUCUUAUGGCUUUACCUGGACUGAUUGUGCUUUGUCUUUCACCUGUUUUAGAUUAUUCUUGUUAGCUUCUCUGAUUUAAGCCUUGGUUUUCCUUUGUGUCCUUUGCAAAGUCUUGUUACACUGUAAGUGUACAUCUCUGAGCUUUCCCUGUUUUAAUAUUCUGUGUUUCUCUGGACUCUUGACCCUUGCCUGCUUUCUGAACUGUUCAUGAACCUGUGCUGCCUGCCUCGACCUAAGCCUGUUUUCACUACGAGUUACUGGUUUGCCCCUUGUUUAACUGUAUGCCGGAGUUUAUGUCUGCUUGUGUUUGAGCUGAAAUAAAGUGCUGCACAUGGAUCCGACCGCCUCUGUCCGUACGUUACAGUGGGUAUUUGGGUGCAGUUUUUUUGGGCGGGUAUUUUUUUUAAGCACUACAAACACUGUAAUUGAUGACAGCAUUUAUUUUUACUUAUUGCUUUUGCAGUAUGUCCAGAGUGCAACAGAACAGAGAAGGAAACAUAAUUCCAGAUUUUGCCACUGUCUUUUUUACAUAUCACAUGGACAUGGUUUGAUGCAAAUGUAAGAAAAAUAGCCACACUGUACUCUGCAUUGUGAGUUGGGCAUGUUGACCAUGCAGUUUUCAAUAAAGCAGAUUUGUUGUCUCAAUUCAA